Messenger RNA from Sapajus apella (tufted capuchin), 2597 nucleotides. Its product is annotated as collagen alpha-1(V) chain-like. NCBI's taxonomy places the organism in Eukaryota, Metazoa, Chordata, Mammalia, Primates, Cebidae. Bases 1 to 405 code for a protein of 134 amino acids. Gene Ontology annotation, biological process: translational elongation. Gene Ontology annotation, molecular function: extracellular matrix structural constituent. The transcript has 3 exons. Gene Ontology annotation, cellular component: cytoplasm; nucleus. The record is from RefSeq and is a predicted model, not a curated record.
AUGUGUGCUGGCCUCGGGGGGUCUCUCUCCUACGUGGACGCCGAGGGCAACCCCGUGGGCGUGGUCCAGAUGACUUUCCUGCGGCUGCUGAGCGCCUCUGCCCACCAGAACGUCACCUACCACUGCUAUCAGUCGGUGGCCUGGCAGGACGCAGCCACGGGCAGCUACGACAAGGCCAUCCGCUUCCUGGGCUCCAACGACGAGGAGAUGUCCUAUGACAACAACCCCUACAUCCACGCCCUGGUGGACGGCUGUGCUACCAGGAAAGGCUACCAGAAGACGGUGCUGGACCUGGACACGCCCCGAGUGGGGCAGGUGCCCAUCGUGGACAUCAUGUUCAAUGACUUCGGUGAAGCGUCACAGAAAUUUGGAUUUGAAGUGGGGCCGGCUUGCUUCAUGGGCUAGGAGCCGCGGAGCCCGGGCUCCCGAGAGCAACCUCGUGACCUCAGCAUGCCGUUCGUUCGUGAGUGUCCCGCGCACGUUCUGACCCUGGACAGUGAAGGCUUCUCCCUCCCCUCCCACCUGACUCCAUCUGCAGCGCGCACCGCAGGGUGUGGGACCCCAGCCCGGAGAGAACAGAGGGAAGGAGCCGCGCCCCCCGGAGCCGAAUCACAUGACCUAGUUGCACCCCAGCGCCUGGGCCUGCCCCAUGCUCUGCCCACACCCACGCGCCCCGGGAGCGGGGCCACGCCUCCGGCCCCCGGCUCACCUGACCAAUCCUGCUCGUGAAUAGUUCACAGGGGUUGGGGGAGAGACUGCCAGAUUUGGACACUCUAUUUUUUCCUAAAUUCAACUUGAAGAUGUGUAUUUCCCCUGACCUUCAGAAAACGUUCCGAGGUAAGCCUUGUAAAGGUCACCCCACCGUCACCAAAGCCUCCAUUUUUAACAACCCCCAACACGGUCCAUUCAGAGGCCAAAUGUCAUUCUGCAGGUGCCUUCCCGAUGGAUUAAAGGUGCUUAUGUUUUUGUGAGUUUUAAGUAAAUAUUUGUAUUGUAUUGUUAUAAAUGUUAAGUGUGCCUGGCUUUCAAUCACGCACGGAAACCCAGUCCCAGCCCUACGGACAGAAGGGGCGAGGCCCGGAUUCUGGGUUGCAGCACAGUUCUGAUCAGAAAUAGGAAGUCUUCCCACCCCCGCCCCGGCCAAGAACGUGCAAUAAGUCGGAGAUUUGCCCGGGACAGCAAGAAUUUAUGCUGCCAUUGAAAAGCAGGUACCAUUCCCCUUUCAGACAGGUUUUGAUUUGCUCUAGGCUUUUUUUAAUAGGGAGGGAACAAAUUUUUGAACAUUUUACUUUUUCUACAUGCACUUAGACUAAAACACAGGUUUCGAUUAAUUUUAUUUGCUUCCUUUUCCAUUUUUCUUCCUGCAGAGCCUGAUGGGAGAGUGUCCAGGGCAGGGAAACCACAUAUUUUUGUAGGUGAUAACUCAAUGAAAAUUGGUGCUUAUUUUUUACACUUGUCUCUCGUGGUGCUGUUUUAAGGUCUCCUUGAAGGCGCACCGGGGUGCCUGGCCGCGCCUCGUUCUCCCUGCUUCAUUCUGUUAUUGCCUCCACAGUCUGUUGUCGAGGACUUUAAGAUCACGCAUGUCACUUUCCCUUCCACGGGGCCGGAGCGCCCAGCACGCCGCCUCCCGCACCCUCCCGCCCCGGCGCGUCCACUCCCGAGGGCGGUAAAGAGUACUGGGUUGUGCCUACUUGAUUUGAAAACACACACAAGCAAUAAAAAGCUCUUCCUGCAUUGUCAUCGGCGUGACUAUAGCGGAUUGUAUUUGGUUCCUGACUGUUUGUGGUGCUAAUUUCCGUGUCUGUUCCAAGCCGUUCAGUUGUGCCCUGCGCUGUCUCGGGAGAUGGAGAAUGGUGCAAUGAACUCUGAGUCUCUCCAGAGCUGCCUGCAGCAUUUCUUUCCCCAGUAGCCGAUUUGGAUUCCCGUCUCAAAUGUCCUGGAUGCGAGCAUCAGCAGCUCUGGAGCUCAGGGCGGGUGGGCGAGGUCCCCUUUGGGGAACCCUUUCCUGGCCAUCAAGGUCAGGGGGGCUGCCGUCUGUGGGCGGAGGACCCAAGGGGCGGCUGGGAAAGGCGAUGUCUUCACUGUGAAAAGUUGCCCGGGUCCAGUGCCCUUUUCUCCCCCCGUGGGAAAUGGAGGCUGGGCCCUCUGGUGCUGUCCCCUACCCCCCCACCAGAAUGUAGUCCCAGCUUGGGAAGCCACAGCCAAGCCGCCCAGGAGGAACAAAACACCAUCAAUGCAGAUUUUCCAAAUUUCCCUGGAAAAUAAGUCUUGCUCUUGCCAAAGAAAAGUCUGGCUUGCAGAGUCUCUGGAGCCCAGGAUGCCAGCAUGUGCCAGUGACUUUCACCUUCACCUCCCUUCAAAAGAAAAGCCAUAGCCGAGGACUGCCCCGCCAUGCCCUGGGGACUAUGUCUAGGUCAUGUGAUUCUGUUUUGAUUUCUCAUCCCAUCUAGUUUGUCCUUUGAUUCUGUCAUUUUCUUCCUCUGUGGUCCCUUCCAGGUUGUCAUAAUUUGUACUGAACUUCAAAACGUGUCCCGUUCUCCCCAGACACCCCUAGCCACAGUAUAUUGCAAUAAAAUUACUUCUUAUAUUUGCAGAAA